AUGCGUACCGCAUGCGUUCUGCUAUGGCUGAUCGACCUGGGCAUAUCACACCAGAAGAUGGCGGACGUCGGAGCUAUCUCUCUAUCCCAGCAGAUCCUUCAGCUGAGGGAGGGUUGUGGCGGGAUCGAGCAAGGACAGAGCUUGAGGAUAAGAGGAGGAGGUUCAGCUACGGGAAAGAAGAGGGCGGCAGCAGGAUGUGAUGCCGAGCGGAGUAAGAGAAGGAGAUUCGGCGGGGCCAUUGAUGGCAACUGCGAUUCAUAUCUUGGAUCACCGGAUGAUGCGACUUUUUCGCAACCCAUCUUGAGCGAGAGUUCAGCGACGGAGUUGCGAUGCUCGCCACGCAAAAAGUUACGUAGGAGAGGCACGUGGUCGGAAGCUGCAGAUCGUGUAGAACACUCUUCUGUUGGGAGGUCUGACUACAGAGAUGACAACGUGCGGGAAAAUACAUGCACGGCGCUAGAGAGUUCGUUGCCCGAUGGACUUGCCGGUGUUGAAUUCAUCAAGUCUGGCAAAGUGAAGAUCGUCCGAGUUGUCCUACCUGAUGGGAAUCAGUAUACUGUGCAUGUUCCCGAGAUCCUUGUGAACAAACGCAAGAAUGUUGCUCUCCAUGCGUCUAGUGCGAGCUGUGGGACCGUGUGCCAUGGCGAUGAAAGCGAGCUUAUGGGGUCUGGUUUCACCAUUCAAUCUAAGGCCAAAUUUCCCGGGGAGAUUCUGAAACCAAGAGAAGAAAAUUUAGUGCAGGAAAGCAAGCUAGAAUGGAAGGUGAGAGCCCAUGUUAAUGCAACAAUAUUCACUGAUGAGUCUUCAGCCGCGAAAAUGCUCUACGUGUCAGACAAAGGCAACACCAAGGUGGAUAUUCUAAAGUUUUGA
Molecule: messenger RNA, 870 nt
Organism: Guillardia theta CCMP2712
Lineage: Eukaryota; Cryptophyceae; Pyrenomonadales; Geminigeraceae
Exons: 2
Coding region: 1-870 (289 amino acids)
Source: RefSeq, a predicted model, not a curated record